Ixodes scapularis (black-legged tick) is the source of this 2211-nucleotide messenger RNA. RefSeq names its product transmembrane emp24 domain-containing protein 6 (gene loj). Bases 83 to 1039 code for a protein of 318 amino acids. Gene Ontology annotation, biological process: intracellular protein transport; endoplasmic reticulum to Golgi vesicle-mediated transport; Golgi organization. NCBI's taxonomy places the organism in Eukaryota, Metazoa, Arthropoda, Arachnida, Ixodida, Ixodidae. The record is from RefSeq and is a predicted model, not a curated record. The transcript is spliced from 4 exons. Gene Ontology annotation, cellular component: endoplasmic reticulum-Golgi intermediate compartment; Golgi apparatus; endoplasmic reticulum.
AGUCAACCACACCUCACAAGUGCAACUGGUGCAACGUGCAUCUCUGUGUCGUGCGAGGAAAGCGGCGGCAAAGUUCAACGAAAUGGGCAUAAACCGUGUGGCAGCCGCUGCACUCCUCUUCACGACGUUAGCGGUCCACACAUCGGCCGAUUCUUACAUUUCGGAACCGUCGCUAGGCACCUCUUUCGAAUUUAAGCUGCACGUCGACGCUGGCAAGGAGGAGUGCUUCUAUCAAAACGUCGAGGCGGGGGCAUCGGUCUACGUGGCCUACCAGGUGACGGGCCUCUCAUCAGCUGGCCGCUGUUUGUUGUUGACGGCCGAACCGCGGCAUACGGCGCUUCUUUCGAGCGGUAUACGACGGCCGUCAUCGUGCAAGUGCUGCGCUUUUUGUGCAUCUGAGAAGCGACAACACGUUGCCACUUCGACGACCGCUCCACGCUUGGGGAUGCGAGCCCGAAAACCGGAUCUUUCCUUCGUUUCGAAGCCUACUUGCGGCGGCGUGCAUUUCGACGAAGCUGGGUGCUCGGUGGUAGCCGGCGUACUGAGGGGUGGUGAUGGACAAGCGGGCUUUGCGGUUAGGCACCCCAAUGGACAGCACGUGUUGCCUUACCAGUGGCGGCCAUCAGCCGAAUAUGAGGAAACCUCUGCCACCACAACAGGGUUCUACCAGCUGUGCAUCGACAACUCUAUGUCCCACUUUGCGGCAAAACUGGUGAGCUUGUACUUCAACUCCUUCAAGAGAGACAAGUGGGAGUCAUACGUCCAGGAGAUUGAGGCUCUUGGCGUGACAGUCAACAACUUCACUGACGUGCUACAAAAGGUGGAUGGCCAAGUAGGAGAGAUGCUCAAGUAUCAGGACCAGAACCGGAGACACAUGGCCAAGGACUGGUACAUUGUGGACGGCAACAACCGUUACGUCCAGUACUGGUCCCUGGCACAGUGUGCCAUCGUUGUGCUCACCUCCACCAUCCAGGUCUACUUUGUGCGCAAGCUCUUCGAGGUGAAGAACGUCACACCAACGUCCAAGCCACGAGCGUGAUGGACUCUCCCAAAUACUGAGAACAAUGCUUUGGGACACAAAUUUUCGGACAGUAAGGAAACCUUUGUUGAGUCUUCCAUGGGGAGAAUGGCCACACAAAACAAAAUGGGGUCGUUGUCGUUGCUGUUACCAUUGCUACUCUCGUUGCUACUCCUUGGCUCCACGUACUUGGAAGGAAAAGUGACUCAUGUGUCCGGUGAUUGAUGGUGCUCGAUUUGUGGUUUUGUCUUCUCGCGUGCGGUGGGUGCCAAUGGGCAUGUGUCAGGUUCUCUUGGAUGUGACAGCUUAUGGCCAAACAUGACGUUAUUGUGCAAAGAGAAUUCAUAUAUAUUGCUGCUGUAAAUUACUGCUGUAAAUUACUGCCUAGGAAAGAUAUGCUCUACGAGUGUUUGUUUUUUAUGCCUGCACAUUGGUGGUAUAUUGAUUACGUGUUCUGGCACCAGAUGUUUAUGAUGCAUCUGGCAUUUUUUAGGGCGACUUUUUUCUGUUGAUUGUCUGCAGGUUACCAGAGGGGUUGUGAAUGAACCGCACAAAUGCAUUCUGGAAUUGAAUGACCUCGUACAAUCUGGCACUCCUUGCGCUUCCUUUUAUAUAGGGAGGUGGCACAAAGUAUAAGUCAAAUGUUUACAAUUUUAGCUUGAAGGCUUCUAGAAAAUUGUAAUUUUACACUGGCCAUGGUUUCAUCUUCUUUAAACGUACGAGAACAAAAAAUAAUUUUUAUCAGUUCCUUUUUAUUGUUAUGGGCUAGAUUUUAAAACAAAGGUAUGCUGAUUUUAUGGUUUGGCAUUUAAAUCUUACAUAGUCUUUUAAAUAUUUCAUUCAGUACAAUGAAACCAGUUUGUGCUCCUACAUGUUGUUUAAUUCACAUUUUGUAGGCAUACUGUGUCUGUGUGCAAAGAACAGAAAUUUUGUGCAACUCAUGCCCAAAGAUGGUAUGGCGGGUUGCAAGGUCGUCCCUAGACAGACCUUUUUCGAAUUUGCCUCCUUUGACUGUGAUGAUAUUGACAUAGGUAUGCUCUGUGAUUGCUAAUAACUUCUAAGCUGCAUGGUUUUGCAAGCUUAUGCAUGGUCCACACACAUUCCGUUUAAAAAUAAACAGCCCUAUUGCACUUGAUUCCAGAAAUGACGCAUGGUUGGCUGACUUUUUGUAAUAAAUUGUGAUCUCAAGUGGC